Messenger RNA from Wyeomyia smithii (pitcher-plant mosquito), 4987 nucleotides. RefSeq lists its product as uncharacterized. The coding region runs from base 1164 to 4703 and encodes 1179 amino acids. The transcript has 12 exons. The record is from RefSeq and is a predicted model, not a curated record. NCBI's taxonomy places the organism in Eukaryota, Metazoa, Arthropoda, Insecta, Diptera, Culicidae.
UCUCAGUCUGAUCGCGGUGUCGCGUGCACUUGUUUUCUCCGUUCGAUUUCCAACCGGGUCCUGUUGUUUUAAGUUCUACGGUUUCGAUUGCUUGUUGACUGACUGUGGUGAAUUCCCGCGUGGCGGUAAGGUGUUUAGUGUUGUUCUUGUGUGUGAGACGACGAACCCGACUUUUGCCGAUCAUCGCCCAGUUGUGAACAAUUAUCGAAUUUUCCACGGUGUUUGCGGUUUAUUUGUGGGAUUUUUCUAACGAUUGCGUUUCUAAUCGAGACAAAAAAUCUAGGUGUUAAAAUAAUAAAAGUGACAUAUUUUUCCCAGUGGCUUCAAACGAAAGCAACCUCAUCUAAAAGUUGGCGGUAAAGAACCUGCUGUCGGCAGAAGGUUACUAGUGUGAAUAAAUUAGCGACCUUUUAUCUCUCUCUCUCGGGGGCUGCGAAAGAAGAAGCGAAUUAAUAUACAUGCAACUCGGAUUGCCUUGGAAGUAGAGUGCCAUUCAGAGAGGAGUGUGAAUUAACAGCCGUUCAUGUGCGAUUUCGAACUUCGAGUGCCAGCGAGUUUACGUAAGCAAACUUAUCGAUUUGUGUAAGCAUAAUAAAAGAUGAAAAGAUUUUACCCCUUCGCGUCCGGCCAAUGUUAAGUGAAGUAUUGUUUUUCGUCUUCUGCUGAUAUUGAGCAAAACAAACAAGAGCGAAAACACAAAAAAAGGAAGAAACACUUGCGAACACCCUUUCGACCGGCUACGACGACAGGAUUAGAAGUGAGAAGAUUGUUUUCGUUGGAACUAUUUCGAGAUCAGUUGAUUACAGAAGCUGGACUUUUACUCGAGAAAGUUUUAGUUCCAAUUAAAGAGAUUGUGCCCGUGCCUGAGACCUGCGAAGAAGAACUAAGUACCUGAACAGAAAGUCUGACUGAUUCUACGUAGUAGGGCCAAAUAUUUUCUAGCAUUAAGAGAUGCGGAUACUAGAUUAGCUUAGUUUGUACUGAUGGUGCGUAGCUUCUAUCAGCCAGAAUAAGUAAAAUGGUAGAGCGUAGGCUUUCAAUGAGCCACGGCCUUUAGGAUUUUUUUUGCAUCUUCUCCCUCCUAAGUAGUAAACUAUGCUGCAUUCCAGCGAGGGGACAGUAGCUUUAGUAGUGCUAGCUUUUAAUUCCGGCUUGGGAUCAGAAUGACGGAUGUUGCCUUCCCGGUUUCUACCUCACCCCAGCAACGGCAGCCCUCCUCCGGCAACAGUCCCAGCAGAAACAAUCUGACCCCAACCGGUGGCGCUAGUGGCCCGCGGACCGUUUCCUUCAAUCAGGACGUGCAUGUCAAAAGAAUUGGAUCUCGUUCGGAGCCGCGAACUUUUCCAACCAAUUCUCACGUACGCAAGGAACCACCGAAUCUAUCGGCAGAGGCCCUCCGCAGGGAGGCAGAGUUUGUGCUCGCCCAGGCGGACCGCAUCGAUCGAGACAGAUCGCGAAGUUCCAGCGCCAACGGAAAGACCAGCAGAUUCAAUUCGCUUCCUUCGCGAAAAUCACGCGAAAAAGUUACUGUAACACGCAGUUCCAGUGACGCUGCAUCGAAGAAACCUCAGAAAAACCUCCUAACUUUAUUUAACGGAAAAAGUAAAGCGGACUCCGUCGAGACGAAGCCACAAAAAACGGUUACACGCAGUAAAAGUGAUGUUGGCCAAACACGUCCAGUAAGAGUUCGUAGAUCGCCUCGACGAAACACACAGGAGCUGAAACAUGAUCCACUAACGCCGAUCAUCGAAGCUUCCCCCGUGGAAUACACGAACACUGUUGAUCCUUUGACUGCACUGAACCUCAACAGCAAGACAGAGUCUGCGAUUUUUCUAACCCGGCAACCGUCGAAGCCCGUAAUGGAAACGAUCGCCUUGCUACGUCAGAACUCCAAAUCCCAGGAAAGAUUACACAGCUCCCAGUUACCACCGGAGAAACCGAGCCUCACGAAGGGAGUUACCGUCGAGAAUAUCGUCAAACAGUUGACCAGUGAACGACACACCUCUCCUCCACCACCGCAAAUAGUUCGCGACGGUUUCUCGUACACGCGACCAGGUGAGCCCAUCGUUUACGCCCAGGUUGUGUGCAGCAAUGAGGGCAAGGACAAGCACACCAUCCGAAGUCAGUACCUAGCCAAUACCGUCGGUGACGACAGCGUCAAGAAAUCUAGUCCGUGCACGCAGGAGGAAAGCAUGAUGCCCACCAAGGAUUACCUCACCAUGAAGCGUCCGAGUCCGCCGCUUCCGAAGUACACUCUGGACGAGACCGACAACUUUCCACGUACCAAAUUCCAACCGUACAUCAACAGUGAUGAAGAUGAGGGGCUGGGAAUCGAUUACAACAAACGGUUCUCAACCACCUACUUUAAAACGACGACAACCGACUCGAUCACCAACUCAGACGAGGAUCGCAUUACGCCAACCGUCAAGUACAUGACCCCGGAUCGUCCCUUUUACAGUCACAACUACAGUACCAGCUAUAGAGGACAGGCUGACGGUAAGGAGUACUUGCCAGAGUUCAACGAACUUAGCCAGCGACGAGAAAUACUAGAAUCACGAAUCCGGAACAGAAUUGGCUCCAGGGAGCUGCUAAACAGACGAUCUCCCGAAAGAACAUUUGCCGUAGAUUCGGCUGGUUCCCGAUACGAAAGUUACCACAGUAGUGCGCUACGAAGAAGCGUCGAUCGGGUGGCCAGUGAUUCACCGGUGCGAAGACGCACCGUUUCACCAGUGUCACUCCCGGUGGAGGAGGAUCUAAUCGAACGAAAGAACGUAAAAAAUGGGUACGUGGAAUCGUUCGUCACCAAGACGGUUAUCAAUCGAGAUCGGAAGCCUUUCACGGAGGAGUUCGUUGAACGAUUCAAAUAUCCCGGUCAGAAUGUGGAGGACGUGCGCACCACCAGGACUACCUUCGAUCGGGAGGGUUCCGUAGAGCGGAAGGAAGUGCAGAGCUUCACCCGACAUUUACAUGAUAGUGGAUACACGAGACAGUUGAUGGAUAAAGGAGACUCUGGAAUCGAGAACGAUUUCCGGAAGGAUUCUCUCAACAGUGAAUUUCCGACUGGAAGAAAAUACACGCUAAGCCAGAAUGUUCUGGCGUGUGAAAGUUUUUUGAGAAAUGAACGCACACACACGAACAACUGCAUCCGCAAACCGAGGAAGACAUACUCGUAUAGGGAACGCAGCAUUGACGAUGGCAGUCGAUUUGAUCCCCGAUUGGAUGAGUACACGAUGAAUCCACCGAAGAUUUUGAAGUCUUCGCUGAAACAGGAGAAGAAGUCUGGGGGUUUAGCGAAGGUUAAGGAAUUCAUGAGCUCUACUAGGAAGAAAUUGAUGGGCGAUUCGGAGAAGAAAGGUUCCCGACAGAGCAGUAUUCGAAGUAACGAAAUUCGAUACGAGGAUCGCUUGAGGGUUCCCGAUAUCGCCAAUCGUCGUCGACUGUCAACGCCCAAGUCAAGCCCGUCGACAACGAAACGAUCCCUAUCGUUCAAGGGAACCAAGAGUAGCGAAGGAGCAAAAUCAUCCCGAUCGGAUUGGUUCAAAUCCUUCGAUAGACUGUCCAGGAAGAAGUCGGAAUCCAAGUCCCAGCUAGGCAGUGAGUCAAAAUCUACCAUUGGAACAAAACAGCAGAAAAGUCUGCGAUUCUUCGGUGACACCGACAAUGAAUACGUUGAAAAAGUGCCGCGUAAAGCUAGUCGCUCUAAGUCUGCGCUUUCAAAGGUUGAUAAGCGUUAUCAAAGUGCUUACGAUCUGGAAGCGACACCGAAAAUUCGAGAAAAUCGAAAUCGAUCAACGUCGAUGUUGAACCUGGAUGAAGGCGAUCGUCGAACCGAUUAUAAGCGAAAAGAUCUCUACGACAUUUCCGAGCAUUCGACGAACCACCGGGUGCGGUCACCGUCGCCAGCAAAAUAUCCACCGAAGAGACGCGAGUAUAGCCCGGAUCGGUCAACCGGUCGCAAGAGCUACAGCCGUUCACGUGAAACCAGCGUCGACCAUCGGGAAGGGGAACGUUAUCAGCGAUCAAGUCGCAGUCGCUCCGAGCAGCACGGUAACAAACCCCCGACAGGACCAACGAAACCGGCCAGAUCAUUCGAAAGAAGGGGGAGCUUAACCAGGGAGUUUGAUCGUGUUCACGACAGCUCUGGCACCGAGGGUGAAUCUAGUCAACAAAGCCAGCGCAGUGUCGUCUUCCUACACGCAACAACAGUUGGUGACAUCCCGCAUCCCCACAUCGCCAACGCUCACCGGAAGGCAUACUCCCGGGAGUCGCUGAACAGCUCGAAAAAGCUCCAACCGAUGUCGCGAACCGUGUCUCGCUCCAUCUCGGUGCUGGCACCGUGGAAACCGAAGCACAUCCGCGAGGGUUACGAAAUCAACUACCACAACGAGCAGCAACAGCAACAGCCGGUUGCGAAACCGAUCUCAACCCUGCCGCGUCCGCUGAAGAAUCGUUCGCAGAGCCAGUCCACAUUGAACCGUAGCAAGCCGAAGGGGCGCCGCAGCCAGGCCGGAUCCAAGGACGAUUUGGACUCGGACAAGAGUUCGUCGUUCGAUAACUCACGGUUGUCCUAUGGUGGCCCUGGGGGCCAUCAAACGCACUCGUUACCAAGGCGGUCACGGACGGAGGCAACAGGCUCGCAAGCAGCGACUCCGCACUCCGGUGGUUCGAAAACUAACACCAUGCAGAAACAUCGCCGAAUCUAACUUUAACGGUCCGGAGACUAAGCGAAUAAUCCCAGGAAUAAUUAUGUAACCUCUUUUUCAGAGACUAUUUAUUUUGUGCCUGCAAUACAAACGGUCUAGUUUAUGUGUGCUUCAAUCCUGCACCCGUUGCUUGUCACAUCGUGUUUUAAUUGAAUCGGAAAAUUUUGUUAUCGACAGCUCUAACAAUUAAAUUGUGACGAAGAUUUUAAUAGCGAAACCAGUAAAUGCACUAAUCCGUAAUCACAGCAGUAUAGUCGUAAAACAAUGCGAACUUUCACAGUAGA